Messenger RNA from Anopheles cruzii, 981 nucleotides. RefSeq lists its product as uncharacterized. The transcript has 3 exons. Lineage: Eukaryota; Metazoa; Arthropoda; Insecta; Diptera; Culicidae. The coding region runs from base 231 to 491 and encodes 86 amino acids. The record is from RefSeq and is a predicted model, not a curated record.
AGCGGGAACCGGAAUUGCGAUAGACGAUCAAUCACUUCUAGUUAGUCAAUCCUGGUGCGUUAGAGCGAGCACUCUCUCUCUGUUGUUGGCGAUCCUUUUUAGCCUUGUCCUUGACGCUGCCGCCAACAACGCAACGAGCGUUUAGUUACCAAAAACGGAAUUUAUAUUGGAUUCAAAAAUAAAACAUAAUUUAGGUCAUCAGGAGAUUGCCCGCUACCAGACAACACAACAUGAACGUUUAUGGGCUGCUCGUAUCGCUGCUGAUUGCGAUUUGCACCUUAGGCGCGGGCACAACCGUACGCGCCUGGCCCGUCACCAGUCCCGAGCUGCUGGACAGCCUUAUCUUUGCCGAUCCGGAAGAGGCGAGCGCAACGAUGCGGGAAGUACCUCAAUGGCACUGUCUGCGUUACUUCAAGCAUGACAUACACCUUAUGCGCCGUUGCCGCAACUACCGGCUACACAUGCUGCGCCGCCCGAACGAUAUGAUGUAAAGCAGGCAGGGAGGGCAACAAGAUGGACCCGCAGGAGCAGGUCUUCCUGUAUUAGCCUGUCAAUGCCACAGUUUUUCCGUUAACCGUUUUUCUCCCGAAUGAUUUGACGCGGUGCGCGAUUGCGGUCAAGAGGUUCAAAAUUAGUUUGGUCGCUUGUCUUCAUCGAGCACGAAGGGGACAUUGUUCGCUUAGCAGACCACGUGCUUUAAGAAGCACGUUAUACGUAACAUAUUCACUCCGGCUCCGGAAACACCGCAGGGGGGCAUCGAUGGCAUCCAUUUGAGUUUCCACACACGUUUUCUAUGCGUCCCCCUUUGAUACGACCGCUUCGUAGAUUGAUAGGAACUAAAGCACGAGACUCGGCAGAUAUCGACGAAUCUCACAGGACUAGCCACAGGACAAGCCAGCGCGUGAUGACUUAUUUUAUCAAAAAUUGUACAACGCAAGGACUGCACCAUUCGUAGCCUCUUAAUCGUGUUAAACUAAAUAA